AUGACACCAGAAACUACACAAGACGACACUGAGGCUCCGGCCAUGAAAGAAGGGGAUUACUAUCUCGACGAAGAUAGCGACGACAACGAUUCACAGACACAGAAAACUGCUUACUGUUGCACUGGGCAAGGCAAGCCAAUCACAACGGCUGAGCUUUGGGAGGAAUUCAAGGAUCUGAGCUCUGAACUUUGGGAUUAUGUCAGAUACAGAUGCUGGAAGAAAAAACUGCUGACGGCUGUUUUGGUUAUAUGCGCUAUAGGUGUUUGUUGCGAUCUAGCAUUUGGGGGCCUUUUCCUUAACUGGUUGGCGCUAUUUGUUGCUUGGAUGGCUUACCAUCCGGUAGAGGGAGUCUUUGCAUAUGUCGCGGUCUUUGUCGUUGCCACUUUACUAUUCGUUCCAGAAAUCUUUCUUGUGUUUGCUGCUGGGUUUGCAUUCUCGGCUGCCAUUGGGACUUGGGAGGGUAUGGCGGUUGCGACGUUGGCCUCAUUCCUUGCAAGUGGGAUUAGUGCCAUUAUUGCUUUUAUCAGAGCCCGUUACAUGAUGCGUGACUUGAUCCAAUUGUUUGCAAAGCGGUAUCCACUGGUGAUGUGUGCUGAUCGAGCUUUGGAACGUAACGGAUUUCGAGUCCUCGUUCUACUCAGGCUGUGCCCAGUCAUCCCAUACAACGCUCUCAACUAUUGCGCUGGUGUGACUGAUAUCUCUGCGGAGCACUUUUUACAGAGUUUAGUCGGUGUCAUUCCCUUUCAAAUGUUCUUGGCAACAGUUGGAGCAACAACAGCUCGGUAUUCAGCAAUUGAUCUACACAACAAUCAGGAGCAACGAUUGAUUCUCUUUGCGCUCUUGGGAGCAGGCAUUUGUUUUGGAGCCUUUGGCGUACUCUUGAUUUGGAGACUUGUGAAGCAAGAGUUGCAGAAAGAACUCGAACUAUCUGAUAAGCAAAUGAAGGGGUAUAUCACGAUGAAUCCUGAUGAUUUUGUGGAACAAGGGGUCGAAGUCUCUGCCAAAAGAUUCAAUGUGAAAGAAGGUGACGAGGACGAAAGUGAUCAAUUCUUCUGGGUAUGGGCAUAA
Molecule: messenger RNA, 1068 nt
Organism: Cylindrotheca closterium
Lineage: Eukaryota; Bacillariophyta; Bacillariophyceae; Bacillariales; Bacillariaceae
Source: the annotation of a GenBank genome assembly